Hordeum vulgare subsp. vulgare (domesticated barley) is the source of this 2186-nucleotide messenger RNA. Its product is annotated as transcription termination factor MTERF4, chloroplastic. The transcript is spliced from 3 exons. NCBI's taxonomy places the organism in Eukaryota, Viridiplantae, Streptophyta, Magnoliopsida, Poales, Poaceae. The record is from RefSeq and is a predicted model, not a curated record. Gene Ontology annotation, biological process: regulation of DNA-templated transcription. Gene Ontology annotation, molecular function: double-stranded DNA binding. Bases 55 to 1638 code for a protein of 527 amino acids.
GCGGCCUGCACCAGCCCAGCGGAAUGGAAUAACAGCGAGCCCAUACGCGGCUGUAUGCGGCCCACAACAGAAGAACUAUACCCCCAUUCCGGCGCGGCCCAUGAGAGGAAAGCACCGCAAACCCCACAGCCGCCACUCUCUCCCCGGCGCGCCGCCGCAGCCAUGCUCCCGCUCGCCCGCGCGGCCCUCCGCCGCCUCGGCCCCGCGGCCGCGGGGGACGGCUCGCUCCCCGCCCGCCUCCUCCUCCUCGCGCCGCUCGCCUCCAAGCCGUCGUCGUCCACGCCGCCGGAGUACCAGAUGCCGUCGGUGACGUGGGGCGUGAUCCAGGGCCGCAGGGAGCGGCUCGUGUCCCGCGUGCUCGCCCUCGACUUCCUCCGCUCGGCCGGCGUCACCGACCCCGCGGGCGAGCUCGAGGCCGUCGAGCUCCCCUCCUCCCUCGACGUGCUGCAGGAGCGCCUCGACUUCCUCCUCCGCCUCGGCCUCUCCACCGACGACCUCUCCGCCUACCCGUUCCUCCUCGCCUGCUCCCUCCGCAAGAACGUCAUCCCCGUCCUCUCCUACCUCGAGAAGCUCGGGGUCACGCGCGCCCGCCUCGCCGCCUUCGUCCGCGCCUACCCGGCCUGCCUCCACGCCUCCGUCGCCGUCGACCUCGCCCCCAUCGUCAAGGCGCUCCGCGGCCUCGACGUCGACCGCCAGGACAUCCCCCGCGUCCUCGAGCGCUACCCCGACGUCCUCGGCCUCAAGCCCGACGGCACCAUCAGCACCUCCGUCGCCUACCUCGUCGGCAUCCUCGGCGUCGCGCCGCGUGACAUUGGCCCCAUGGUGACGCACUAUCCCUUCUUCCUUAGCAUGCGUGUUGGCACCACGAUCAAGCCCUUCUGCGAUUACAUCACAUCUCUGGGGCUGCCGAUGAGGAUUCUCGCGAGGAUUAUUGAGAAGCGGCCAUACAUUCUUGGAUAUGAUCUUGAGGAGACGGUCAAACCAAAUGUCGAGGCAUUACUCAGCUUCGGCAUUCGGAAGGAGGUGCUGCCACUCAUGAUUGCGCAGUACCCAUCCAUCCUUGGGUUGCCUCUGAAGGUGAAGCUAGCGGCACAGCAGUACUUCUUCAACUUGAAGCUCAAAAUUGACCCUGAUGGGUUCGCUCGCGCUGUUGAGAAGUUGCCACAGCUUGUGAGCUUGCAUCAGAAUGUGAUACUUAAGCCUGUGGAGUUCCUUCGCGGACGGGGAAUCACCGAUGAUGAUAUUGGGCGCAUGUUGAUCCGGUGCCCACAGAUUCUUUUGCUGCGGAAUGAGCUCAUGAAGAACAGUUUUUACUUCUUCAAGAGCGAGCUGAAGCGGCCAAUAAGUGAACUUCUGGAGUACCCAGAGUAUUUUACAUACAGCUUGGAGUCAAGGAUCAAGCCUAGGUACAUGAGAGUGGCAAGCAAGGGGAUUAGAUGUAGCUUGGAUUGGUUUCUGAACUGCAGCGACCAGAGGUUUGAGGAAAGGAUGCGAGGGGAUUUCAUUGAAGGGGAUGCACCAGGACCUUCGUUUACAAUGGGUGGGAAGCUUCAGAUGCCUGGUAACCAGAUAGUGUCUGAUGAUGAUAAUGAGGAUAGUGACGAUGAGGUCCUAUAUAGGCGGACGGUUAUGCUCUAAUUUGGUGGAAGCUAAUCCAUAAGGUCUUCCACAUGCGUUUCGGACAUCAUCAUAUAAGCAAGCUUAUAUAUUGUUGGUCGUCUUCGUUUGGAACGAAAUUGGCUAACCGUCCAAGCAUCCUGGCAAUGCUGGAUGGAGGCCUCUCUUGCCACCAGCCUCUAGCUGAGGUGGCCGGGGUGCCUGUCUAAGUGAUGACCUUGACCGUGCCAGUGGUACUCGAGUCUCGGGUACAUCCUCAGAUCCCUCUCCGUGAAGGAUGAAAGCGGGACAUGUGUACAUAAUUUUGAGCGGGUGAUGGAUGAAUUCCUCUAGCGAACAGACAUGAUGUAUCACUGAUGAAAAUGUUGUCCCACUGGAAAGAAAUGCUAGUUCAUUGUUGCAGUAGUUGAUGUUGAUUUUUGGUACUCUAUCUAGGACAGGGUGUGCUCACACAAUAGGGUUCAGAUUUUUGUACUAACACUUAGUAUUACUAUGUACUGUUAACUCAAAUACUCAGCAUAACAUAGCUUUGAUGGGGACUUCAUGGCAAAUCUUAUUUGAAUCUGAAA